AUGGUCAAGUCUCUACAGGAGGCAUUAGAGGUUCCUGGAGUGUUGGAGGAACUUCGACAACACCCUGGGACCUUCAGAUGUAAACAGCGUCGUGUGUUUGUGGUCAUUUGCAGUUUCCGUGAUGGGGCCAAGUUACGUGUAAUGGCACUGCCCUCGCCUACCUAUUUAGACGUCGUCAUCCGAGAGGGACGGGAUUAUUUUGAAGGGCCUUUGAAGAAACUCAUCGACCUGCUCUCCCGUUCUCUUAACUUCACGAAGUUCCCAAACGGAACCUGGAACGGUUUAAUAGGAGCCACCAUUAGAAAUGAGACAGACCUCGUCCUUGGCCCCAUGUCGAUGUCGAAAGAACGAAAAAAUGUCGUCGACUUCUGUUACCAGUUAGAAAUAAGCGACUGGUCCCUGAUAGCAAGGAAGGGCAGUCUCGAGGUGGAUCCCUGGGCCUUUCUGUCGACGCUGUCCCUGUCGACGUGGCUUCUCCUGCUGCUGGCCCUGCUUGCGUCAGGUGCCGCCCUAGUAGUGCUGGGUCUCUCGCGGUGGGCCAGAGGGCGUUACCCAUUCUCGCAGGCGGUUUUGACUGAUCUCCUGAGGAUUCUUAUACAACAAGGUUCGUGGCUACUGCUGACAACAUUGCUGGUUUGGGCCUACAGUUCCACCGUGACCUCCGCCCUCGCCGUGCGCUUCGCUUCCCGUCCGAUUCAGAGCGUCAGGGAUAUUUUGGAUGACGGUCGCCUCGUCGCUGCCGUCGCAGAAGCGACCGUCUAUACUGACAUCAUAGAGGAAGAAGAAACGGAAGUAUUUAAGAUGUUGGCCGAUCUAAAGAGGCAAGGGCGGUUGAUCUACAAGCCCUCGUCGUUCAAAGUAGGGCAUGGUGAUUACGUGUUCCUCCGACAUGAGUCAUCGGCUGAUUUCGAAAUGGCUGAGGAGUACUUGAAAUCAGGAAAGUGUGAAUUCUACAAAGGGAAAGAACGUCUUCUGUCUUUACCAGAAACUAUGGUCGUUCCAAAGGGCAGUCCUCUCCUACAGGCUAUUAAUCACAGGCUGAGGAGACUAGAGAUGUCUGGAAUCUUCAGGAAAUGGAGAAAGGAUGCUUCUCUCUUGCCAAACGUGUGCUCUCGUUCCCCAGAGAAGACACUUGUCAAGGAAAAACUCAAGUACAGUAGCAUACGGACUUACUCUUACAUAAAAAAAGAUGAACAGCAUGCAAUGAUCCAGCUCCUAAAAACAAAGUAG
Messenger RNA from Penaeus chinensis, 1230 nucleotides. RefSeq names its product glutamate receptor ionotropic, delta-2-like. The coding region runs from base 1 to 1230 and encodes 409 amino acids. The transcript has 9 exons. NCBI's taxonomy places the organism in Eukaryota, Metazoa, Arthropoda, Malacostraca, Decapoda, Penaeidae. Gene Ontology annotation, molecular function: glutamate-gated receptor activity. Gene Ontology annotation, cellular component: membrane. The record is from RefSeq and is a predicted model, not a curated record.